Molecule: messenger RNA, 4387 nt
Organism: Leptomonas pyrrhocoris
Lineage: Eukaryota; Euglenozoa; Kinetoplastea; Trypanosomatida; Trypanosomatidae
Exons: 1
Coding region: 263-4387 (1374 amino acids)
Biological process (GO): negative regulation of canonical Wnt signaling pathway
Cellular component (GO): cytoskeleton; non-motile cilium
Source: RefSeq, a predicted model, not a curated record
GCGAAGCGACCUUUAAAAAGACUACACAUUUGCAUAGACGCGAGACGCACGUGCGAUCGUCAACUCCACCACAUUUCCGCGUGAUACGCACGCGGCGAGGCAGCUCACAGCCACAGAAGACACACACACACAACGAAGACUCCUGCUCCUCCUUUUUCUUUUUUUACUUCCGUAUCACGAGCUGCAUGCAAGCAGCGCGCACAUCUUACUGCUGUGCAACAUACAUAUAGACUCUUCUUCUUCUUUUUCAUAACUUAGAACGAUGCCGCCGUCUGCUGGAGCGCCGGCGUCACGGCCGCGGUCCGCGGAACAGAUGGCUCGCCUGCUGCUCUCCAACGGCUUCCGCUACGACUCGUGGGAAGCCAAGCAGACUGCAAAGAGCAUUCAAUCCCACGGUGGCGCCUGUGUAACGCUGCAGCUCACCUUCCGCGACGCCUCGCCGGAAGCGCUACAGGCAACCGAGAUGGACGCCGUGAACCUCGUCCUCUUCGACCCGGCACGAAAGAUGUUCUACGGCUCGUCCUACCAGCUGGAGCGGCACCAGCUCACCCGGCCCAUCGUCGUGCAGACGGCACCGUCGCAGGUGUUGGUGGUCGAGACGCUCGCGCAGGAGACGCGCCCGGAUCGGUCGCUGGAGCAACACCGCGUCACGCGCUGGGGCUGCUGCCCGGUGGAGGAGCUGAAGAACGGCGGCACCUCCUUCACGCUGCACCGCGGCACGGCGCAGCUGCUGCAGGUGGACCAAUCCUCCUGGCCGGCGGAGUGCCUCCCAACGGCGCCGAGUGAUGCGGCGCUGCUCUGCGACGUUGCCGUCAACGCAGACGCGGCGCUGGCGAAGCUGAUGAGCGAGCUCGUGCCUCCUGGUGUCUUCGUCUCCGCCGACUUCACGCGCAGCACGCCGAAGCCCGGCACCUCGACCUUCCGCCUCACCGUCAAGAACAUCGAGCUCGCCGCCACGUCGAAGGACUCCGCCGUGAACUUAGCCGACCCGGACGCUGACUGGUCGGUCGCCGCCAUCGCCCACAACGGCUUUCGGCCGCUCGGGAAAGGCAGCGAGGUGCCGCUGCUGCUCGUGAGCUCUUCGGAAAAAACCAGCAAUGGUGGCGGUCGUGGGCGCCAUGAAAGUGGCAGCAGCUCCUCCUCCUCCCCGUCCUCCUCGACGUCUAGUCCGCACCCAAUCAGUGCAGCGCCGAAUACGGUUCUCCUCCGCUCCGAUCUUCCGCUUGAAAUGGACCGGCUGCCGGUGCACUCCUCGACGUCGCUUGUCAUGGCGGUGCGUCGCCGCGCACCGGGUUCGCGUGCCUUCGCGGUGGUCGGCUUCUGCGUGCUGCCGCUCUGCAUGAUGCCGAUGGAAGACCGUGACAUUCGCGUAGAGAAUUUGCCUGCGUUGCGCGGUCCCUUCUCGUGCGAGGAUGCGCGGCUGCUGAUGUUGGACUCCACCAGUCCCUACGGGCGUGUGCCGAUAGCCGUGACUCUCACCGUAGAGUACCACGACACCGGUGUAGCCCCCUCCUCGUCCGCCGCCGCCGCAGCAGCAGCAGCAGCGGCCGGUGUUGGUGCGGGUGUCGCUGCACCGCUGCCGGUGCCUGAGGAAAUCACACGAGAUGACGUGUCCUCCGCCUCGGCGUCUGUGCUCAGCGACCAUCCACCGCCGGCGGCAGCGGGGGGGAAGCCUACGCGUGUGCUGUCCACCGCGGAUCAGAUUCCCUCUCCGGCGAUGCCAGGAGUGACGCCGUUAGAGGGCGCUCCGACGUCGCAAGCACCGACGAUGCCGGCCGCGCUCGCCGCGUCUCGUGCUGCCGGGGACGACGUCGGCAUCUUCAAGCUGCUCUGCACCAUCAUGGAGGAGUUGCACAAGGUUCGUGAGUCGCAAGACGUGCUGCUCCGGCAGACGAGCGGUCUGGGCAGCGGGCCCGCAGCGCUGAGUCCCGCCAUGCAGGAGCGUCUCAACAAAGGCUUAGCCGAUGGGGAGGUGGAUGUGAUUGACCUCGCCCCGCGGCCGCUGGCGGUCUCCUGGUGUGCGCGCCGCCUUAUGCAGGAGGGCGUGCAGCCCCUUCUCCACCCUCUCCACGGCACGCUGCUGAAUGACGCGGCACCGAUGGUGGGCCAGCUGAACUCCUCCCUGUACGGUUUCCGUGUGGAAGGCAUCACGGUGGACAACGCGGUGUACAUGCCGGCUGACGUGUGUUUGCUCUUCUCCUUUGGUCCUCUGAGCUACCAGCAGGUGGGCCCCCUGCGCAUGGUCUCCGUCGAGGAGACGACGACGAACAGAAGCUUUAAGGUGUACGACAGUCAGGAUCGAGCCGGACUGGUCUGGUGCGAGCCGACGGAGGCACUGCAGAGCAGCGUGAUGCGCAAGUUCAAGGCAGCCGGCAACGCCACCCUCUACGUGCACGUGUACGACGCACUGACCAUGUUCUACGUCGCCACGGCACACCUCCCACUGGCUGCCUUCCGCAGACCCGUGUCCGCCACGUGUGCGAUGAUGCCGAUGGACGUCGCGCUCCAGCGUGACCUCAGCAUGACGGAGCAGGUGGUGCCGCCAAAGGUGUUCCCCGUGAUGCGGCACGCCGGUCAGGUGCACCUCACGAUUUUCUGCGUCGGUGUUGGGGAGGCGGAGGGGGGCUUGGCGGGUCAGUCCAAUGUGAUGCGGCUCCCAGGAGAGGGGGCGGCGCAUAAUGGUGGUGCUGACGGUGUUCGUGGUGGUGGCCGCGUCAUUACUGCGAAGAAGCUCCGUCACGUCGAUCGACUCAACGGGUCCGCGACGUCAUCAUCAAGCGGAGGCGGCGCCCCAAACGCUGACGGCGGUUCCACCGCGCUGCGCGAGUCGUCAGCAGGAAAUGACGUGAGCGACCGCAUCACCGCCGCCACUGCGACUACGACUCCUCCUCCUGCUGUUGCAACGGGAGGAGAAAACGGUAAUGGCGGCGGUUCUCUGCACCGGCAACGCACCGAGUACAUUAAGAAGCAACUGCUGGCGCAGCAGCAGAGCACCGGCAGCCCCCUCCUCCCCGGUGUGCCGGACGCACACGUGCAGGCGGCGCAGGAGGCAGCAGAAAUGGAGUACCGCCUGCGCCAACUCGAGCACGAGCGCGCAGCCGUUAAAUCAAAGCGCAUCGCCGAGGCCCUCCUCAGCCGCCUCACGGUGGAGCACGACGUCCACGUCGUGUCGUGGCGACCAGAGGUGAUCCGCACGCCCUUUGCGAAUCCGUUUGGCACUACGAUGCAGUUCUUCGUCGAGGUCGAUCCGGGCGAUAUGGACGUGUGCGCCGUCGUGGACGGCGCGAACUUCUACCUGGGGCCCCGUGAACGCACCGAGGUGCUGCUGGUCGUCCGCCUCUCCGCACACGCGGCGGAGCAUCCAAACGUCACGCGAGUCACCGCCCGCGUCUACUCCGAAAGGCGCGAGCUCGUCUGCUGCGUUCGCGUGAACGCCACGGUGGAGCCGCCGUUGGUGGACCGCCGCUACGAGGUAUUCGGCGCCGCCGGCACGGAGGUGUCGACGCGGUUUCUCAGCCGCACGUUUUCUGCCGCGAGCUUCCCGGACACGUCCAACAGCGCCGCGUUGCUGCGGCGCAUGCGCGAGCUCUGCGCGUUCGCCGCGACGUCCUCGGGGACGACGACGGUGCGCACCAACGCGGUGCUCGACCCCAUCACACAGACGCACAUCACGGCCUGGGAGGAGGCGACGGUGACGACGCAGAUCCCGAAAGAGUUAGGGCGGCAGCGCAUUGAAUACGUCACCUUCUUCUACGAUGCAGCCAUGAGCCGUGUUUAUGAGACGUGGGAGCUGUGCGUCUUUGCCUGUGAAAGCUACAUGACGCGUGACAUUUACUGGGGACAGACGACCGCCCUCGGCCUCCCUGCGGAGGGCACGGAGGAUCUGUACUGCAGCGACACGAAGGUGAAGGUGGAGCGGCGGGGGCCUUCGUACGUGUUGCGCCUCCACCCCCGCGAUGUCGGGACGCAGAAGAUGCUGCUGCACACCCUGCAGGACAGCGCGCUAAAGAAGACGCUGCUCACGGUGCCGACCGUCUACCCAACCCCAUCCUACACGCAAGUGAUCGAGCUGUCUUUGGAGAACGCCCGUGGGCCGGUGCUGCGCCGUCUCACCUUCGCCCAUCGCGGCGAGCAGGAAGAGGUGUUUCAAGUGCACCACAACUACAAGUUUAAUCUGCGCGUGAGCCCGUCGAAGUUCGCGCUGGCACCGGGCGACUCGCAGUUUGUCGGGUUGCAGUUCGACAUGCUCACGCUACCGCCCGGCCAGCUGGAGGGGCGGUGGCCGAUGUGGAUCUUCAUCAACAACAGCGAGGACAAGACGGUGGAAUCGUACCAUUUGGAGGUGGUGCUGCGCGCGCAUCCGGUGGCGCCGGUCGUACAGGAGUAG